Rhineura floridana is the source of this 1596-nucleotide messenger RNA. RefSeq names its product keratin 18 (gene KRT18). Gene Ontology annotation, cellular component: keratin filament. The record is from RefSeq and is a predicted model, not a curated record. Gene Ontology annotation, molecular function: structural molecule activity. Gene Ontology annotation, biological process: intermediate filament cytoskeleton organization. NCBI's taxonomy places the organism in Eukaryota, Metazoa, Chordata, Lepidosauria, Squamata, Rhineuridae. The transcript has 7 exons. The coding region runs from base 167 to 1459 and encodes 430 amino acids.
ACACGGCGGAGCGGGGAGAGGUGGGGCAUGGCAGCAAGCUCGGCCCUCCCCGGCUGCCUCUGCCCUGCUCCUAGCUAUAAAUUCCAAAGGGAGGCAGGCUGUGCUGUUCACACCCCUCACUCUUGUGCAGAUUUGUCCUUUGCUGUCCACUCGCUCCGCAGGCACCAUGAGUUACUCGAGAUCCACUGUCUACUCCAGCUCCUACAGGCCAGUCGGGAGCUCCCUGAAGUUUGGCCCUGUGGCCAGCGCUGCCAGCGUCUAUGCCGGCGCAGGGGGCUCUGGCUCGAGGAUCUCUAUCUCCAGGUCUGGCAGCCUCGGCUCCAGCUACCUCGGUGGCGGCGGCGGCGGCGGCUAUGGAGGAGUCAGCAGCGGCUUCUCUUUCUCCGGCUCCGGUGUGGUCCAGAACGAGAAGGAAACCAUGCAAGACCUGAACGACCGCCUGGCUAGCUACCUGGAGAAGGUGCGCAGCCUGGAGGCCGAAAAUCGGAAGCUGGAGAUCCAGAUCAGAGAGUACAUGGAGAAGAAAGGGCCCAGCACCCGGGACUGGAGCCACUACUUUGACAUCAUCGAAGAUCUGAAGAAUCAGAUCUUUGACCAGACAGUGGACAACGCUCGCGUUGUCCUGCAGAUUGAUAAUGCCCGGUUGGCCGCUGAUGACUUCCGUGUCAAAUUUGAGGCUGAACUGGCCAUUCGUCAGUCAGUGGAGAAUGACAUCAAUGGCCUCCGCAAGGUCAUUGAUGACACCAACAUGAGCCGCCUACAGCUGGAAGGUGAGAUUGAGGCCCUCAAGGAAGAACUGAUCUUUAUGAAGAAGAACCACCAAGACGAAGUCAACAGCCUACAAGCCCAAAUUGCCAACUCUGGGCUGACGGUAGAAGUAGAUGCUCCCAAGUCACAGGAUCUGGCUAAGAUCAUGGCUGAGAUUCGGGCACAGUAUGACAUCCUGGCUCAGAAGAACCUUGAAGAUUUGGACAAGUACUGGAGCCAGCAGAUCACUGAGAGCACCGUCAUGAUCAACCAGAAUACCAAGGAGAUUGAGCAAGCCCAUAGUACCGUCACUGACUUGCGCCGCAACAUCCAAACACUGGAAAUUGAGUUGGAAUCUGCACGCAACCUGAAAGCCAGCCUGGAAGGCAACCUGCAUGAAGUCGAGGCCCGCUAUGCCAUGCAGAUGGAACACCUCAACGGGCUGUUGCUGCGGACCGAGGCUGAACUGGCACAGGUGCGGAGCGAUGUCCAACGCCAGGCAGAGGAGUAUCAGGCGCUGCUGAACAUCAAAGACAAGCUGGAGUCUGAGAUCGCUACCUACAGACACCUGCUGGAGGGUGGAGAGGAGUUGAGCCUGAAAGAUGCGUUACUGGAAAGCACCAUGCAAACCACUCACAAGACCCACACCACCAAGAUCGUUGAUGGCAAAGUGGUGUCGGAGACAAGUGAAACCAAAGUGCUGAAGCGCUGAUCCCAUCCCCUGCGUGGCAGGAAAUACCACCCAAUGCAGCUGAGAUAAUGCAUCUUUUGUGCUAGAGAUGGAGGGUGCUGGACAGGGACUGGGGUGGGGUUUUAUUGCAAUUCAAUAAAAUACAUUGCUAAAAUAAA